UUUGGAUUUAUUCUUGCGUUCGCAACAAUCUUCAAACGUAAGGAAUUCCUACAAAUUACAAGUAUUUACUCGUAAGUUUUUUCAAAACAUUGCUUCGAAUCAUCAAAUUAACAAAUCUUAUAUUACACAUUGUAUUUAGUAUAUUUGUUUGACAAACCUAACCUCCCUAUUUGGGGAGAUUUUGGAAAAGCCGUUAUAGAAAAUUUUGGGGAAAUGGCACAAAACCCCCAAAUUUUCCCCAGAAUCUUAUAACACUUUGGGGAAACUCUACGCUCUGUGAUUGCACUCCAAUAUUUUUUUUCGCAUUUUGUGGAAAUUCUGCACGAUUUCGGGUUACCCCCGAUAAUGCAUUCGGAAAAACCCCAAGACCACCGAUUGUACAAAAAAGCCUAUCGACUUCAUAACAUAUACCCAAGAGUUACUACUCACCUACUCAAUUUUACUUCUAGUUGACUUCGCAAAACGGACGCAGUUCCAAUUGGAACCAAUUGCUUUAAAGCAAUUGAACCAUAGUCGGUAACAAGAACCGGUCUGUCGAGAUAGAUAAGCAUUGCCUUGACUUGAUGUCAGUUACAUGUUGCCUUAAGUCAACUGAUUGAUCAAAGAGCGUUCGUGGUGGAGUAUUGAAUGUUAUCUCUAAUUUAUAAGGAAUACCAACAUGAAAAGACCCUCAGAAAAGCUCAGCUGGAGACGAAAAAGCGGACUAUGCUUGUUUCAAUUGAUGAAAUGACAAAUGGAUUAUUAACCAAAAUCGAUGAAAAUGUAUCAAAAGCAUAUAUAAAUCAGCAUCGACUAAACAGUGAAUUCAAAGAGUUAAUAACUCAAUUACAUAUUUAUCAAAACCAUGUCAAUGUCUGGCUGAAGCUUGUUUCCGAUAUUCGUAAUGUUCUUAAAGAACUAGGUGAUGUUGAAUGUUGGUCCAUGAAAAUGGAACAAGAUGCAAUGCUAAUCGACAGUUGUCUACAAACAGUGCUCAGUCGUUAUUGAACACUAUUUUCCAUGAUUAUAAAAUUUGAUUUGGUUGUUUUAAGUGCAUACAUUUUGUAAUUUAUAAUUUUCCAUUAUCCUAUUUCAAAAUUAUAGUAUUUACUUAACAUUCAAUCAAAAUGAUAAAAUAAUUGAGCAG
Schistosoma rodhaini is the source of this 1126-nucleotide messenger RNA. Lineage: Eukaryota; Metazoa; Platyhelminthes; Trematoda; Strigeidida; Schistosomatidae. The record is from the annotation of a GenBank genome assembly.